Sebastes umbrosus (honeycomb rockfish) is the source of this 2629-nucleotide messenger RNA. It is a transcript of the gene cdv3, whose product is annotated as carnitine deficiency-associated gene expressed in ventricle 3. Gene Ontology annotation, cellular component: cytoplasm. The transcript is spliced from 5 exons. NCBI's taxonomy places the organism in Eukaryota, Metazoa, Chordata, Actinopteri, Perciformes, Sebastidae. The coding region runs from base 257 to 967 and encodes 236 amino acids. The record is from RefSeq and is a predicted model, not a curated record.
CACAGUGCAGAUUUGUCAAAUAGCCCGUGCAUGGCUCAUGGUUGUCAGGAGAGCAUCGAUUCAGCAGUCAGGAGAUCCAGGGUGGACAUUUUAUUACCAGACUGUAACACAAGUUAAACACUCAUCUUAAGCAGCAACUCCAUCUUUAUUUAAACAGCUGUCCUCUCUCUCUCUAAACCAGAUUACAUCUCCACAUCUAUCGUUUCACUCGUCGCUUUUAGCUUCACUAGUUUAACUCGUCGCUCCUUUUUUGAAAAUGGCGGAUCUACCACCAGAGAAGAGCCUGGACGACUUCUUCGCCAAGCGGGAUAAAAAGAAGAAGAAAGAGAAAGGAAAGGGCAAGGAGUCCUCCGCCGCCGCUGCUUCUUCUUCUGGACCCACGUCUGCUAUGAUCAAAAAAACCAAGAGAGAGAAAGAGAAAUCAACAAAAAACGACAAUCAAGACGCUCAGAUCGAGAAGGAGGACGAGGAAUGGAAAGAGUUUGAACAGAAAGAAGUUGACUACAGCGGGCUCCGUCUCCAAGCUUUGCAGAUAAGUGACGAGAAAGAGGAGGAAGAGUACGAGAAGGAGGAGGUUGGUGAGGACGGAGAGAUCAUUCAGUACAGCGGAGACAGAGUGUCCGGUCCCUGGAACAAGUCUGGUGCUGCUCCGCCUCCUGCUGCCGCACCCGUGGAGGAAGAAGAGGAGCCAGAGUCGAAGCCUUCUGGUGUAUACCGCCCUCCAGGGGCUCGGCUGGGCACCGCCAGACGAACUCCCACCCAGGGGCCUCCUGAGAUCUUCAGUGACACACAGUUCCCCUCUCUACUGUCCACCGCCAAGCAUGUGGAGACACGCAAGGACAGAGAAAUGGAGAAGACCUUUGAGGUGGUGAAACACAGGAACCGCGGUAGAGAGGAGACCGGCGGUGGCGCCUCUAUGCAGCACUUGCAGCUCGACAACCAGUACGCCAUCCUGGGGGAUAAGUAGAGCCGCUCCCCUCCGUCCCCCGGCCCCUUCAGCACGGUCCUGCCCAGCCCCCCCCCCCCUCGAAGGAAGCUGAACUCCAGCUGUGUUGACUGCAGUCCUGACAGAGCUCACAUUGCCACUCACACACACAGCCUCAUAUACAUACGCACUCAUACACGGCAAUACCAUCGCACCACAUACAGUGACACUCCCUUUAAAUACAUAGUAACACACUUUCCAUACACUUGUUGGCAAAACUGAAGGACUGCAUCUGAAGGGGCUGUUGAAAGAGGGAAUAAUUGGAAAGGAAUUGGCAAAAUACACCCAAACGUACAACACUGCAGCAGCAACAACAGACGACAUGUUUUGUCCUUUGUGGAUUGUACUCGGAGCAGCAGUUGUGUGGCGCAACUUUUUCUCUGGACUUCAACUUGCUUCGAUAAAGCCACAGAGGAUAACUUUAGGCGAGAUGAUUUUACAAACUUCUGUGAAAAUAUCUAUUUUUUUGCAAGAUCGUUAUAACCCAAUCGCACAUGGUAUUUUGGGGUGUGUUUUUGAGUUGCGGUGGGGGCUUCGGGAGUGGGGAUACUACCUCAGCAGCAAAGCUGGUGGUGACGAUGUGGACUGAGCUUUUUUUUUUUUUUUUUUGCUGUGGUGGUGAACGGGGCAAACACCGGCCCACCCCCCCUCCCCCCACAUACAAGCCGGCCAUCAGGCUCUUUAAUUUAGAAACUUGAAGCUUUUUUCCCUUCAUGAUGAUGAUGACACUCUGCAAAGAUCUAUGGACAAGAAGCGAUAGGUUGUGGUCCUCCAUUUAGAAUUUCUAUAUAAAGUGGCCUUACUGAUAGAGAGAAACUGCUUUGUCAUCUGAAGAGAACUUUGCUUGUUGUCUCACGGGCUGCUGCCUGCCUCUGGAUCUCAAAACCCAAUAUACAAAACAAAACAAAAAAAUCCUUCUGUUGAAGAAUGUAGUGCUGUUGUAGUUUGCCGAUGAUUACAACUACUAACUGUCUUUCAUAUCCACCGUUUGAUUUUGCUGCCCCUUACUUCACCUUGGUCUUUUUAGACGUCCGCAAAAAAAGAGAAAUUAAAAGUUUCUAAUCCGAAACCAUUCUUUUGGUUACAAAUGCUUUACUAUGGUUUGAAACCAGAUGGUCACAGAUGUUACAGUCGGCAAGAAAAAUGACGGCAAACCACUUUAAAAGCAUAUUUGUCGAGGUUGUUUGGCCGUACUGUGUUCACAACUUUUAGAAUUUGCUAUAAAGUGGUACAUUCAUCCCCAGUUUUAAGACUUUUUUUUAAUCAAGGCUUUUCCUCAUUAGUAAAUUGCUGAGUCAGCCCUCGUUGCAGUUGUGUAGAACAAGUAGCUUGUGCAUAACUUAAUUUCCGGAGAGUUACAGCGACUACUCGCCUGUAAAAACAAACUGUCACCAAACCAACAGAGUACCGUCCACUUACAAAACAGUGGUACGCCCAGUUAAAAUCAAAUGGGUUUUUGCUACAAGCAUAGUUAUGUUUAAGAAAGGUGAAGAACUGGAUUUAUGUUCUAUGUUUCUGUCCUUUCCAUAAAAGAUGUCGGGGAGCGUCGAUCCCGGCUGGAACACUUUGGGUGGACGUAGAUAAUAUUUGUGAUGAAAAGAGAAGAGCCUAACACAAAAAAAUAAAGUGAUCCUUGUGAUUGAA